AUGCCAUGGAAGGCAGCUGCUGAGAUUGUGGGUUUCUGGCCGUUCUGCAAUUUCUGUGAAGUAUGGAUUGUGUUUGACAUUAUGUGCUCCACUGCCUCCAUUCUUAAGCUGUGCAAAAGUGUGGAUCAUUUCUGGGCUAUUGCUAGUCCAUUUAACUAUGCAAAAAUGACAAGGAGGGUGGUGUUUGUCAUGAUAGGCAUGGCAUGGACUCUCUCUGUUCUGAUCUCAUUCAUUCCGCAGCUGAUUUGGCAUAAAACUCUGAGCCAUAAAGGAGACCUAGAAGGAGGGGGUGAAAAAUGCAAUGCCAAUUUAAAUCAUACUUAUGUCAUCACCUCAUCUCUGAUAAGCUUCUACAUCCCUGUCUUAAUAAUGAUUGCGACUUACACCAUCUUUUGCGUAGUGCAAAGGCAGAUCCAAAGAAUAUCAGUGCAAGAGUGUAGCAUUAAACUGAAUCAGUCUUGCCAAGGCUUCAUUAAAGCACCAGAAGAAAAAAUAAAAAGUUAAUUUAGGAGGGAAACCAAAGUCCUGAAAACUCUACCAAUUAUUAUGGGUAUCAAAUUAUUAUUUGAUACUGUGUCACAAAUGGCUGAAGUCCCUCAUGAGAAAGAAUGUUACUUUGUAUAUGGGCAAAGACCACCUAUGCUAAGUGAUGGAGAGACAGAACUAUCAUUACUCAAGACAAGCUAG
This is a messenger RNA of Xyrauchen texanus (razorback sucker), 687 nucleotides long. RefSeq names its product dopamine receptor D7 (gene drd7). Gene Ontology annotation, cellular component: membrane. The record is from RefSeq and is a predicted model, not a curated record. Gene Ontology annotation, molecular function: G protein-coupled receptor activity. NCBI's taxonomy places the organism in Eukaryota, Metazoa, Chordata, Actinopteri, Cypriniformes, Catostomidae. Gene Ontology annotation, biological process: adenylate cyclase-activating adrenergic receptor signaling pathway.